AUCAACGAUAGAUUCUGUAGUUUGAUUUUCAGAGUAGUAGUAGUGUAAAGUCGGCGCAAGGAAUCGGAAAUGGCGGUGGGAGAGAAAGAGCACGAAGGAACGGUGGUUGAGAGCGGCGGUGAGAAGAAUGAUUCCGCCGUUGUACUCUCUGCUUCCGGCGAGAAGAAGACCACGAAGCGUAAAGGUUUGUUCUCGCGUAUUUGGAAUGCGAUAUUUAGGGUUAGAGGUGACGAUUUCGAGAAGAGACUUAAGAAUAUCUCAAAGGAAGAAGCAACUGUUCGUAAUAGAAUGAAGCGUAGAUCGAUUACAAGGAGGAACUUCAUUAGAAAUCUCAUCGCUUUCUCUAUCUUCUUUGAGGUAAUUGCAGUGAGUUAUGCAAUCAUGACAACCAGAGAGGAGGAUUUGGAUUGGAAACUGAGGAGUUUCAGGAUCUUGCCAAUGUUUCUUUUACCUGUUGUUGCCUUUCUUCUCUAUUCUUCACUCGUUGGUUUCUGGAGGAUGUGUGACCGCAGAGAUCAGAAUACCUUGGAAAAGCUUCAAGCAGAAAUGUUGGGAAAGAUCAAUGAGUUAAAGGAAAGGACCAAUUAUUACAUUACACAGCAACUUAUUCAGAGGUAUGACCCUGACCCAGCUGCAAAGGCGGCUGCUGCAACUGUUUUGGCAUCCAAGUUGGGUGCUGAGUCAGGCUUGAAAGUAUUUGUAGGAGAUGAAUCCCAAAUUGACCCCACCCCAGGCAAGAGCAAUGACAUGGAAGUCAAACACUCACGAGGGCUCAGAAACCGAAGACAACCAAAUGCAAAACACAAUAGUGCUGGGACCACUCCAACCCAUCAUUCUGAUAAUGAGUCUAACCAUUCUGGAACGAGCGAAAGAAUCACCGGCACAGAGAAAAACCAACAGAUGGUGUUUGAGCAUUUUAAUCCUCAUGGAUAUGCUGCUCAUGAUGGUAGCUGGAUCUCACGCAUUGCAGCUCUCCUUGUAGGCGAAGAUCCAACUCAGUCAUAUGCACUCAUCUGUGGAAACUGCCGUAUGCAUAAUGGACUCGCCCGGAAAGAGGAUUUCCUGUACACUACUUACUACUGUCCUCAUUGUCGAGCUCUGAACAAGCCGAAACAUUCAGAAGAACAUUCACUUAUUGCUCCUGCUGAUACACUCCAUGCAGUUUCUCUAAAGCCAAUGGAAAGGGAAGUGAUCAAUAGCAAUAGCUUGACGACUAGUGAACGCGGUCACAGUCCAAUCCCUUUGUUAAAAAGUCAAGAAAUCGUGGAAGAAGUGCCGGAAACAGCUGAAAGCGAGACACCAAACGUACCUGAGAAAGUUACUGUGAGAUUUACUCUUCUUUAUUCACAUGGCAAUGCCGCGGAUCUCGGCCAAAUGGUCGAUCUCUUCAUCGAGCUUCGAGCUCAUCUCCGCGUCAACAUUAUGAGCUAUGAUUAUUCAGGCUAUGGAGUUUCAACAGGCAAGCCAACUGAGCUCAAUACAUAUUACGAUAUCGAGGCUGUGUACAAUUGCUUGAGGAGUGAGUACGGGAUCACACAAGAGGAAAUGAUUCUAUAUGGUCAAUCCGUUGGAAGCGGACCAACGUUGCAUUUAGCGACUCGAUUAAAGAGACUAAGAGGGAUUAUUCUUCAUAGCGCAAUUCUCUCUGGCCUUAGAGUUCUAUAUCCUGUCAAAAUGACAUUCUGGUUCGAUAUGUACAAAAACAUUGAGAAGAUACGCCAUGUGAAAUGCCCUGUUCUUGUCAUACAUGGAACAAAAGAUGACAUUGUGAACAUAUCUCAUGGGAAACGUUUAUGGGAGCUUGCGAAGGACAAGUAUGAUCCAUUGUGGGUAAAAGGAGGAGGACAUUGCAACUUGGAAACAUACCCCGAAUACAUAAAGCACGUGCGAAAGUUCUUGAACGCAAUGGAGAAACUCGCUCUCAACAAUCCACCAAGCAAACAACAAAAUGACGAUCCAAGCAUCAAGGAAACUAAGCAGAAUCGGUGCUUGAGAUUCAGCAAAAGGUAGAGAGAGCUGGAGUUUGAAGAUAGAAACACAACUAAAUCCUUCCUUUGCAAGUUGCAACAACACACAAAGGCGUUAUUUCCUCAGACAAUGCUAUCAAAUGCAAUAACAGUAGAACAAGAUAUCAUCUUUGUAGGAUUAAGCCUUGUAAUUGAACAAAAUACUUAUCAUUAC
Molecule: messenger RNA, 2181 nt
Organism: Arabidopsis arenosa
Lineage: Eukaryota; Viridiplantae; Streptophyta; Magnoliopsida; Brassicales; Brassicaceae
Source: the annotation of a GenBank genome assembly